AUGAAUGCUACAUGGGAGCACUCUGACUCUAAUAGUACCCAUUAUUUCAAUGAAUAUGAAACUGCCAUAUUCUCAGUCACGUUAAUCACCUGCUGCACGGGACUCCCGUUGAAUGGAAUUGUCAUCUGGCUACUCGGCUUUCAGAUGAAGAGAAACCCUUUCACCGUGUUGAUUCUGAAUUUAGCUAUUUCUGACUUUGGGUUUCUCAUAUUUGCGGCUUUGUAUUCACUUGGUGAUUUUAUAGCUGUUCAACCGUUUCAAAGUUGGGUGAUGUUUUAUUUGUUCGACCUCAUGUAUAUCAAUGGUCUGUUUCUUCUGACAGCGAUCAGCGUGGACCGUUGUGUGGCUGUUGUCUUCCCGAUGUGGUAUCAUUAUUCCCGGCCAAAGUAUUUGUCUCCUGUUGUGUGCGCCCUCCUCUGGAUCUUCUCUUUCUUCCUGGUUGGAAUUGGCAGCAAUAUCAAGAAUUUAGUUUUUUCUUAUGUUCCCUGGGAUUUUGAUCUGGUUGUGACUGCUGUGGUUUGCCUUCCAUUGAGCACGAUUUCCAGUCUGAUCCUCUUCAUCAAAAUAUGUCUUAAAUCCGAACAAGUCAAACGGGGAAAACUUUUAGUGAUGAUCUUAAUUACUCUUCUCUGUUUCCUUAUUCUUACCCUUCCACUAUACAUUUAUGUGUUCACUACUCUUUUUCUUGGCAUCAAUCAUACCUCGCUCAGUUUUCUAUUUUUUUUAUAUUUUAAUCUCUGUUCUUGCCUGAACAGCAGCGUUAACCCAGUGAUCUAUUUUCUGGUUGGCAGAAAGAAACAAGCUAAGUCCACGGGGAGCAUAAAGGCCAUUUUUCAAAGAGUCUUCAAAGAAGAUGAAGUUCCUGAAACCACAAAGAAGUUUACAAAAACAGUUUCAAGUUGA
Molecule: messenger RNA, 903 nt
Organism: Ahaetulla prasina
Lineage: Eukaryota; Metazoa; Chordata; Lepidosauria; Squamata; Colubridae
Product: mas-related G-protein coupled receptor member H-like
Exons: 1
Coding region: 1-903 (300 amino acids)
Biological process (GO): G protein-coupled receptor signaling pathway
Cellular component (GO): membrane
Molecular function (GO): G protein-coupled receptor activity
Source: RefSeq, a predicted model, not a curated record